Protopterus annectens (West African lungfish) is the source of this 820-nucleotide messenger RNA. RefSeq names its product arachidonate 12-lipoxygenase, 12R-type-like. Gene Ontology annotation, molecular function: protein binding. Lineage: Eukaryota; Metazoa; Chordata; Ceratodontiformes; Protopteridae. The transcript has 9 exons. The record is from RefSeq and is a predicted model, not a curated record. The coding region runs from base 47 to 820 and encodes 257 amino acids.
UCUGCAGCUUAGACAGAGAGAAAGCAUUUCAGGAUUAAACUUCUGCAUGAUGGCUUCAGAAAAAGCUAAGUAUGAAGUACAGAUUACGACGGGUCAACUUUUUAAUGCAAUUACCCUUGACGCCGUGUACAUCACCCUCAUUGGUAUGAAAGCAGACAAAAUAACAAAGAGUGAGAGGGCGAGUGUGAGCAUCAAAAAGACAGCUAUUGUUUAUACCGAUGAAGAUCUAGGUGAUCUUAUCAUGAUUAUGUUGGAAAGGGAAGGAAGCUCGAUUUUGCCAGAAUCUGAUUGGUUCUGUGAGACCGUAAAAGUGCUGGAUGCUAACAAAGGCAAGGAAUGUGUAUUUCCAGUGUUUAGCUGGGUUUUAAGAAAUAAACCAGUGAAUGUUGCAAAAGCCUCAGCCAAUAAAUCAUCAGAAGGUAGUGAAGAAGUUACGGAAGAGCUGAAUGAGCAAGAAAACCAGAAGAGACAAAUCCCAACCUGUAAAGGCUUAUAUGAUGUGCUGGAUACAGUAAAGGACAUAUCUUUUGGACUUUUACCAGGAGCACCUCCAGGCAAAGUGAUCCAUGAUCUUUACAAAGAACUGAAUUAUGUUGACAUGAAAAACGUUUUUGAAUAUAUGGACUAUCUGGAUGGAGCACCAAAAUCUGUACAGUUCACAUCUUUCAUUUGGUUACCUAAAACAGUGCAGUUUCAUGUGAAGAAAUUAGUGGGAUUAGGAACUGUUGGUACCUACAUGAAUAGGAACUUCAUGAUGGCUCGGAGUUCCAUACUUGAAAAUUCCACACAAUUCAUUAAAAUGGUUCAAUCAAUGAUCUGA